Messenger RNA from Ixodes scapularis (black-legged tick), 642 nucleotides. RefSeq names its product RNA-binding protein 8A (gene tsu). Lineage: Eukaryota; Metazoa; Arthropoda; Arachnida; Ixodida; Ixodidae. The transcript has 6 exons. Gene Ontology annotation, cellular component: exon-exon junction complex; cytoplasm; nucleus. Bases 34 to 549 code for a protein of 171 amino acids. Gene Ontology annotation, biological process: RNA splicing. Gene Ontology annotation, molecular function: mRNA binding. The record is from RefSeq and is a predicted model, not a curated record.
CGCCGCAGCGCAUUGCACAUUUCAAGCUUCAAAAUGGCGGACGUGUUAGAUUUGGACGGAGGCGAAGAUUUUGAGGUUGAUGAAGAAGGAGAUCAGAGUGUCCAGAAGCUGAAGGAACGAGCUCGGAAGAGGAAAGGCCGUGGCUUCGGCGCAGAUGGCACUGCCCGCGAAGACAUUCAGGAAUAUGAAGCCAUGGACACGGAUGAAAACGACGAACCUGGCCCACAGAGAUCGGUGGAAGGCUGGAUCCUGUACGUGACGGGAGUGCACGAGGAAGCUCAGGAGGACGACAUCUACGAGAAGUUUGCAGAGUACGGGGAGAUAAAGAACCUGCAUCUGAACCUGGACAGACGGACAGGCUUUCUCAAGGGUUACGCCCUGGUGGAGUACGAGACGUUCAAGGAGGCGCAGGCGGCCAUCGACGCCCUCAACGGCGCCAAGAUCCUGGACCAGACCAUCAGUGUGGACUGGUGUUUCGUCAAGGGCCCCACCAAGAAGAAAAGAAGUCAUCGCCGCAGGGACCGAUCCUCAGACAGGAGACGCCGCUGAACACACCGCCCCCGACUUCGCCACGCUUCAACCUAGACCGAACAUUGUACCACGCACCACCUGGAAUAAAACAUUUGUGUCCUUUUUCGCGAA